Messenger RNA from Hippocampus zosterae (dwarf seahorse), 7408 nucleotides. It is a transcript of the gene ttbk2a, whose product is annotated as tau tubulin kinase 2a. Gene Ontology annotation, molecular function: protein serine/threonine kinase activity; ATP binding. The coding region runs from base 397 to 3864 and encodes 1155 amino acids. NCBI's taxonomy places the organism in Eukaryota, Metazoa, Chordata, Actinopteri, Syngnathiformes, Syngnathidae. Gene Ontology annotation, biological process: cilium assembly; signal transduction; peptidyl-serine phosphorylation. The record is from RefSeq and is a predicted model, not a curated record. The transcript is spliced from 17 exons. Gene Ontology annotation, cellular component: cytoplasm; ciliary basal body; ciliary transition zone.
UGGCUUGUUGCGAGGGAUUGAAGCCUCGGGGGCGCGCACGCAGGAAGUCCCGUCGUUCACGUCACGUCGAGUCACGUCACUGUACGUCACGGGUCCGCAUCGACCCACACAAGAGAUGCUGAGGUGACAACCCUGAGCAGGAGAAACCAGUCUGGGACCCUUUUCCUACCUUCUUUUUCCCUCUACACGCCACGAUGGGAUCCAGCUCCGCGUCGCCCCGGGCCUCUUCCGCGGAUGUAGCAGCCCUUCUCUAACCACACCCGGGCUGUUCGUUUUCGGAUCAAGGCGCGAGUUGUUUGACAGGUUCCAGAUGCUCGGCCCCAUCUGAGACUGUCGCUCAAGAGUGGUGGAGGGCGCGGGGCAGAGGCAGCGUAGCGGUCCGGUUCUUCAGGCGGCAUGAGCGGGGGAGCGGAGCAAGCCGACAUACUCAGCGUGCUCGCCCUGGUCAAGGAACGAUGGAAAGUGGUGAAAAAGAUUGGGGGCGGUGGUUUUGGGGAGAUCUACGAGGCGCUGGACCUGCUGACCCGGGUCAGCGUCGCGCUCAAAGUGGAGUCGGCGCAGCAGCCCAAGCAGGUACUCAAGAUGGAGGUGGCCGUGCUCAAGAAGCUGCAGGGGAAGGACCACGUGUGCCGCUUCGUGGGAUGCGGCCGCAACGACCGCUUCAACUAUGUGGUGAUGGAGCUUCAGGGUCGUAAUCUGGCCGACCUGAGGAGGAGCAUGAGCCGCGGGACGUUCAGCAUCAGCACCACCCUGCGUCUCGGCCGCCAAAUCCUGGAGGCGAUCGAGAGCAUCCACUCGGUGGGCUUCCUGCAUCGUGACAUCAAACCAUCCAACUUUGCCAUGGGUCGCUUCCCCAGCACGUGCCGCACAUGCUACAUGCUGGACUUCGGCUUAGCCCGCCAGUUCACCAACUCGUGCCAAGAAGUCCGACCGCCCCGCCCAGUGGCAGGAUUCCGGGGAACGGUGCGUUACGCGUCCGUCAACGCACACAAAAAUAAGGAGAUGGGUCGCCACGAUGACCUAUGGUCCCUCUUCUACAUGCUGGUGGAGUUCCUUGUCGGCCAGUUGCCGUGGAGGAAGAUCAAGGACAAAGAGCACGUGGGCAAAUUAAAAGACACGUACGACCAUCGUCUGAUGCUCAAACACCUACCGGCGGAAUUCAGUGUCUUCUUGGAACACAUUUCCAGUCUGGACUACUUCACCAAGCCAGACUACCAGCUGUUGAUGUCGGUGUUCGACAACAGCAUGAAGACGUACAACGUGGUGGAGAACGACCCUUACGACUGGGAGACGACAGCCACCGACGGGACCCUGGUGAUCAGCGCCAGCGCCACCACGCCGCAGCACCUCACCCGCCUCACGCCCGCACACAUGGGCAUGGCCAACGCCUCUGUGAUUCCGGGCGACUUGCUGCGUGAGAACACAGAGGAGGUUCUGCAGGAUGAACAGCUCAGCGACGCUGACAACAACAUCGGCGCGCCCGAACGUGUGCCGGGUUCUCCGGGCCACCCGCCGCGGACGCAGGAGGCUGACGUGUGGGAGGAGCUGGACCGCAACCGCAACCGGAUACGCACGGCCUUGUGGAAGGCUGCUGCCGAAGAGGAGCAAAGCAACCCUCUGGGCAGCCAAGGCCACCAGAGCCCGUACGGAGGCCCCAGCGUGGGGUCGCCUGUCAAGAUGUCGUCGGAGGAGCGCGAGGGCCCUCUGCUCAGGAAGUUGCGCAACAUCCACAGCUUUGAGCUGGAAAGAAGACUGGGCCUGGAGUCCAAACCCAAUCCAGAACGAUUCCUUGAGGCCUGUUCUACAAAGCAGACGCCCAGCAGCGCCCAGCAGCAGCAGCAGCAACAGCAAAAACAAGAGGAUGAGGAGGCAGCCGAGGGGGACGCCAUCAUCCCAGUGAACCAGGCUCUAGCUCCACCUAACGCAGAGCGUCGCGAGCGGGUUUGGCACUACGAUGAAGAGUUCCUUCCCGGUGGCGGCGGCGAUGGCGGCGGGUCUCCCAAAUCACCAUCUCCCGCCUCUCUGGAGCACGGCGACGGGGCUGCCAGCAGCGGGGGCUUCGUGGCCCUCAACCUCAGCUCAGGCCGGCAGGACGUGGACUCACGGGACUGGGUUCUGGUGGAGCGGCCCAGAACCAAGGCCAGCUCCAGUCCUUCAGAACAGGAGGAGGAAGAGGCGGAGGUCCUGCAGGAACCGGGUUGGGAGCGGGGCGUGCUGAGUCCCGGCUCCGGGAAAGCAAAGCCGGACAGCACGGCUUCCUCCAAGGAGAGCGCGAAAGCCGACAAACUGGAGCUCAGUGUGGGCCCUGCUGAGGCCCUGCCGCCCGUCACCCCCACCAGCCCGGCCGAAGCGCUGACAGAGGGGAUCCUCACCCAGCACCCAACCUCUCCUCCGUCCCUUCCCGAGGAAGUGGCCACCCGGACCUCGGGGCCCAUCCCUCUGCGCUCCCCCAGCCCUCACACCCUCCUCAGCACCCUGUCGGACCCUCUCCACCAGCGCCACCCCCUGGCCAUGAGACGUAGCCAGUCUGCCGACCAGCACCGGGACCGGCCACCGUCUUCCUCCUCUUGCCACGCUUCCUUACCGCUUCCGCUCAGACCCUCAACCAGUCGCAGGAAACUGCCCGCCAUCCCGGCCGGCGCCGCCAACGCCAACUUCCCCUCUGUCAUUCGUAUAACCAGGGCCCAGCUGCAGCAGUUGACGGCUCAGCGUCCGUCCGGGUUGUCUUCGGCGUCGGGGUCGGACAGCGUCCACCAACCGGAGAGAUUCGGCGAAGCCGAAGCGGAGCCCAGCGCGGACUCCUCCCCGGGGACGCCCGCGGACCCGCCGCCGAUCAACGGGGAUGCCUCGAGUCCGGUGCCGAGCCGCCAAAGCGACUCCCCCCGCUCCCCCCGUAGUCCCUCUUUGCCGAACGGACACCAGUCGCCGACCCCUCCUUGCUCUGAGAAAGACAAUCUAGCUCCGGAAAAGCCGGGCAGCCAAAUGUCCCCGUCCGCGCCUCGACGCCGGCAGAGUCGCAUCCCCGUGCUGGAAGCGCCACCCCCGGGCUCAGCCAAAGAAAAACUGCUGCAGAAGAAAGCCAACAACCAGGUCCCGCUGGCAUCCCCCUGCGCUUCGCCAUCCCUCUCCGAUCGCCGCGCACCCGCCGCCGCGGCCCCCCUGGCCAGAGACCCGCUGUCGUCGGCCUCGGACCGCUCCCAGGAGGAGGACUCGCUCAUGGGCUCGCGCUCGGACCGACAGGGGGACGGCUCCCUGUCCUCCUCCUCCAGCCCCUUGUCCCGGCGGAGCAGGAUCCCUCGGCCCGUCCACUCCGCCUUGUCUGCAGAGCAGCUGGCCGGCCAAUUCCUGCCCCGCCCGCCUCCUGGGAAGCCGCCAUGCCGCAACACGGUGGAGGGCAGGAUCCGACGCUACCGCAUCCGAUCGGGCACGGGCAGCACCAGCGACUCGGACCUCCUGACCUGCCUGGCUCAGCUGAUGCGCGGCGCCCGCGGCUGCUCCGCCGCGCCCUCGUCCGGAAACUGGCGUAAGGGGCCGACGGGCGUCAGCAGCCUGACCGGUUCGCCACAUCACGUCCGCAGCUCCAGCGCCUCGCCUCGCAGCUCGUCUUCGCUGCAGCGUUCCGUCAGUUCCUCGCCCUCGCGCCACGAGCCCCGCGGCGGCUUCGGAGGAGGAGGAGGAGGAGGAGGAAGCUGCCUGGGCCGCAGCCGCUCGCCGCCCAGCUUUUCCGGAUCGCCUCCGCCGCGCCGCCUCUACCACCACCAGGAAACGUGCUGCAGCCGGCAGGCCCGCACCGCCGCCUUCCACCUGUCCAGGGCGAAGGGCUGCAGUCGGGAAGGCAAGUGCUCCAGCAAGCUGGCCAGAUAGUUGCCCGGGGAGGUGGACGCGGAACAGUUUUCGGUAUCCCUCCUUCUCUUUGCGAACCUCAUCGCCCCACCCCCCUUGUUCCGUUACCGUUUUCUAACGUUCAUGUUAUCGUGUCGGAUAACAAAAUAGUGCAGCUGUGAUUUGAUUUCUUGUCCAGGGAUCGGUAGUUGGUACUGUAGCACGGUGUUUUCCAACCUUUAUUGAGCCAAAUGUGAAAAAGCGCCAACGAUUCAGUCAUUCAACUACAAUUUCAAUCACGUCUUACAAUUCUAUUUAAAAAUGUUUGAUUUGCAGAUAGGACUGCAAUUUAUGAUUAAUGAAUGAAUGAAUGAAUUUGCCGAUUAUUUAUUUCUCCGUUUGAUUAUUCAAGGACUUUUUUUUUUCUCUACUUUCCAUUCCAAACAGGACUUAUUUCAGAUUAAUAGUGCCUAAAAUUCACAAAGAAAUUUCCUAUGAGUCACUUACUAGUUUGGUCCAUAACGUGUCUGACAUUUUUUCGGGGUCUUUGUGUAAUAGUGUUGCUAAGAAGCAGGAACUUUUUUUUUAAAGCAUUCUAGUAACAGUACAAUGAAUAUGCACAGGCAACAAGAAAAUCAUACUUUUAAAAACAAAAACCUCAUUAUUAUUAUUAUUAUUAUUGCACUGGCAGGAAUGCGCUUCCCAUAGUUGAUGGCAUAGAUAGCCGAAUGAAGAAUAUUCCUUUCUUUUUGCGUAAAUGAAGAGUAAUUUUCGGCCCGGCUAAGAUGAAAUUGGAUAACUUCCCCUGGGCACAUUAGCGGUUGGGAAUCACUGCGGCAGAGCGUCCUUCGGUAAGUCGCUUCCCCUCCUGUUAAUUUAUUUCGCGUUUACAGUGCAGUAUAUAGUCACUUAUUUAUCACUACUAUGAACGCACUCGGUUUGCAUACUGAGACUGUUUGGGCUUUUCAACAAAGCCGCGCCACGAUUGUACAGUUGUAUUCAUGGAGAUAUUUCUUUGGAUGCCGUUAGACAAGUCCCCUCUCUCCUUUUUGGGUGUGCUCCACCUGAACGAAAUCGCUACUAAGAUACAAUCAGUCGUGUCGAGUGCGUGGAAACGCGCAAACCUUCCUGUGCCUACUGAAGUCCCUUUUAUGCAGCCUGCCCCUUUUUUUUUUUUUUUUUUUUUUGUGGACAGGGAGAUUGCAUCAAUAUUCCCCCUCCGAGGUUGCAACAAAAGCCCAUGUUGAGCCGACCUGACAAUAUUCCGCUUUCGGAGCUAGUAACAGUUUCCACGCCUUUUUCCAAGUCAUUUCAAAUCAUGACAGAGGUCAGGAAGGGUCUUGAAUGCAAAGGAAUGCUUUCAAAUUGCCCGGUCCGGGAUGUGACGUUUUCACUACCUUUUUUCCGUGUCAAUAUGAUCCAUGGCACUGACGAUUGAGGGAUCAACAAUGUACUGAAAUUCCAAAAAAAUGCUUUUACGGGUGUCAAAUUAAACACCCAAUACUCACUUCUCACGCCUUGUUAUAUUGAAAGCAAUUUACACUGUCCGACAUUUAUUUUUCAUCCCAGUUGCCGAGUUCUGUGAUCUUUCUUGUGAUAACGAGCUUGCGUCGCUAAGAAGCAGGAACUAAAGACUUUAUUUUUAACUCUUCGAAUAACAAUAGAAUGAAUACACACGGGCGACAACACUAAGCGUGUCGGUGAUGAGUGAGCGAGUUGAUUUUUCCUGGCACUUUUGGGCAGUUGUUGUAUUUUGAAACAGUUUAGCGCCACUCAUUUUGACGUCUCAUCUAAAUUGUAAGCACUCGAGUGAGGGGGGGGAACAAAAAGGAAUGAGCUUAAGGCGUGGUUGUAAACGAGACCGAAAAGUAAGCGCUCUUUGAUUCCAGCACCAAAGCUUCUUCUUCGCUUGUACGAUUUAAAAAAAAAAAAAGCUUCUUGUCCAACGGCACACUAAUGCAUCCCUGCAUGCGGAAUUCACUACUAAGACAAAAUAAGCUGCAUCUUUUUACCUCACUGUGACUAAUACGUUGAAAAGCUUAUCACGCAAACUUGAUGAUGAUGUGCCGUUUUGUGAGUUGCUGCUCUCCCGGCCAAUUUAGUCGCAUUUCUUACAAAAGAAAUGAACAGUAUUUACGAGGUGACUGACAUACUUUAUUUGGGCGCAACCUGACCACAUCUCGAAACAUUUGGUGUUAUUAUGGCUAAAUUUGACUGCCGGUGCUAUUUUUGAAUUCCUUCCUACUAAAUUCAAUGAGAGGAAUCUGCCUGGCCCUAUCCGGGGACACUAUACCGAUAUACAAACGCUGCUGGUUAGGAUAUUUUGCAGAAUAGAAUUGCGAUAAAUGACUUAUUCUUUGUUUUUGGGGCCGCAAUGUUUCUCGUUAUUUUUGUCUCAUGUUGUAUAAAAAUCAAAAUCGGGUGACGUUUUGCCGUUACAGCUAAUAUUGGCUAAUUAAAUCGUCCGCCAGAGAUUGAAUCAGUUAAUUUGUCAGGCUCUAAGGGUACAACAGGAUGGACGCUAUUUGACAAAAUGACCUCUUUUUUAAAAUUAUUUUUUAUUCAAGAGGAUCUUGUAAAUGGAGAGCAAGUCGAUAGCGUUCAUACAGAGCUAAGGCAAACACAAAGCGAAGCUAAUGUUAGCACGUGCAUCUGCUCAACCACUCCCUUUGGAGCCCUGACUGAUCAAGUAUUACAAAUAGUUUUUUUACUAGCGAGUAGAGCUGUGUAGCUACAGUGCAAUGGAACAUUUUUUAUCUACACUGAUUUUGAAUGAUUGUGAUUUUUUUUCUUUUUUUUAAGUGCAACCUCUGAGCACCUCCUCCCGCUUCUCUUUACUCAAAUAGGCUGCGCGGAUGGAUCACCUUGCCAAAUAUUUUGAUACAACUCAUGCUCUGAAUGGUCAUGUGUCAGCGUGUAUGUCGCGCUGCUUGUAAGCAUGACCACCGUGCCGCUUGUUCGCCAAUUGGCGUUCAAUUUGCUAGUCGGCAUUUGGUCUGCUGCCUUUAACGCCUCUUCUAUGGCCCCUUUUAAACGCAAAGAGAUCCUUUUUUUUGCACUGUAAAAUAAUCCCAAAUUCGUUUUAAACAGGCUUUAGCAGAAGUGAAGGUGAAACAACAGUAAAACGGCUACAUUGGAAAUCUCAUCACCUUUUUGUGUUAUUAACGUACACAAGUGGCGUGCAGUCGUAGCGUUAGCGCAUUUUGUUUGUCGUAUUAGAAAGGGGUUGCUGUAUGUUUACGAAAUACUUACGUCUUAUUUAUUCAUGGGGACAUUUUGCUGGAUAUGGCCAUCCAUUAUUUGAACUGAUAUUUAUUUUUUAAUAAUUUUAUUAAUGGUUAUGUAUGUAUGUGUGGGUUUUAUUCCAUAAAAUUCUCCAUUGGAAAGAAUGUAUCAAGUGUUUUUUUUUUUUGCAUUGUAUAUAAUUGUAAUUAUUUAAGUUGAUGAAAUUAUUUGUAUCAUAUCAAUGCCUUGUACAGUGAUUUUUCUUGUUCUUAUUUAGUUGUUGUUUUUUUUUCUUUUGAAAUUAUUUUGUAUUUUAUUUUUAUAAACUGGUUAUAAAUAAAAUACACAUUCCGCAUGCAUA